UGUUUCUUCAAAAAAAGCAUAAAUUUUUUGUUCCAAUCCAAUUGUUUUCAUUAUUUUAUGGCUUUACAAUGAUGACGAGACACCUGCAAUUCUUGUGUGCCACCGCUUGCAUAUGGCUAUUUGCCGCCGCGCAACAACAACAAUCUUCAUUCGACAAAUGGUCACGUCAGCUGGAAGCUGCCAGUCCGGCAGUAUCGGAUAGCUUCGAUUGGGUACCUUUAUCUCAGCCCGCAGAUAGUUCAACAGCAACGAAGGAUCGUUCUGCCAAUGGACGCGUUCUAACCUAUUCACAAUCGUUUCCACCCAGCGCUAAAUUUAGUGAUUUGUCAAAACCCGCAAGUUUCGGCAAUUCACCACAAUCGGCUAAACCAACACCAUUUGAUUUCCCAUUCCAAUUUCAAUCAUUUGGCAAUGCUCCUCAGACGCAGUCAUUGAGACAACCAAGCCCACAGCUGAAACCACAAGAUUCCACUUCUCAAUCAUUCUUUAAAUUUGAAAUGCCCUUUAAUCAACAAAAUGCACGUCCCGCACAAUUGGCAGCUCCUGGUGUCAACACGGGUUAUCAAAUUUCUCACGCAUUUGGAAAUGGCGCCCAAGCAACAUUGUUUAGUUCACCAUUGUUUAAUCAACAACCGGCCUUCCCACCAGAAUUCCAUCCCGUGCCCCAGAAACCAUUCACCCAGCCAUUGCAACAACCCCAGAAACCAUCCUUUUUGCAACCGAAUGUAAUUGAAGAUCCUUUGUCGUUGAAGAAUUUCUUCAAAGAAAACAAACCACUGCCAACACCAGCAUCCUCAUUGCAGGCUGUUACACCACAAGUUUUCCCCACCAAUCCCCCGGCUGAACCGUCGUUCCCCUUGAGAAAUAACAAUUUCAAUAGUUUACCCUCGGCAGCUGGUUCUGGCCCCGCUGGACCACAAGAUUCUCAGUUCUUGUAUGUACCAUAUAAUGAUGUCUUUAAUUUCCCUGCACCUCAGGCUCAACCCGCCGUCCAGCAACAGCAGCCACAAAAUCCUUUUGAACAAAACACAAAGUUCAGUGGCAAUCUACCCACCGUCAACCCAUAUCAAAUCAAUCAGUUCUAUACCCCAGAUCCAAUUGCUCCAGCUCAACCUCAAAACAAUUUGUUCGCCAUAACCACAACCACCACGGCCAAGCCAUUGACAACCUCCCUGAAACCUGCCAAUGUGUUCCAAAGUUAUGUUAAUCCACAAUUCACCACCCCGGCGCCAAAACCCAAACCAAAGGCCCACCAACCUGCCUUGGCUAUGUUCCUUUAUCGCGGCUCCUCAAGACCCACACAAACCGAUGUUGUCGAAUCCUUGGCCUCCUCCAAGACAAUUGCUGUGAUUGAUGCUCCCACACAAAAUACUCCAGAGAUCUUUGUUGGCCCAGCUGGUAUGCCCACACCCAGUGGCUUUACCAAAUUCGAUUUGCCCUACCUGUCGCAAUUGCAAAGUGGUGGUCAGGAUAUCAAUGACAUUCCCUACUUUGUGGCUCCAUUGAGUUAUCGCACUCCCGGUGGCUUCCAUAAGAUUCUGCUACCCGAACCUCAUGUUGGUUCCAUUGUGGUUAAUUUGGCCAAGCAAAGACCACCAACCGUUGCCACUCAGCCACAACAAUCGAAUGUCUACUAUCAACCUCAAUUGCAAGAUGUUCCAGCCACUACCCAACGUCCUCAGACCACAACCCAAGCCACGGUGUUCUAUCAACCCCAGUUGCAGGAUGUGCAAACCUCAACACAUCGUCCACGUCAACGCGUAAAGGGUAAUGCCAAUCGUGGUAACAAGUAUAGCUAUUAUUUGGAUCAAGAUGCCAUACAAGAAGUUUCAUCACCUCAGAUCACCCAGAAGGAACGUCCCAAAAAGAAACGUCCUCAACAGUCGAACAAGGUUGAGCAGCAAAACGGUUUCAACCAACAGCUGAGCAAUCCUUAUGCCCAAUUUAAUCCCAUACCCAAUCAAAUUACCGGUGAUGAGUAUUACAAGAUUACCAGCAGACCCAGUAGCACCUCGACGACCAGCACGAGCACUACCACCACUUCGACUACCUCUACAACGGCAGCUCCCCAGACCUACUUUACUUACAAUACUCAAGCCCAAGUUGAAUUCCCCGGUUCAAGUGGUCAUUUGUAUCACAAUGUCAAUCAACCAACUGUACAGGAAGAUAAACCCACCAGACCCCCAUUAGGCGCCACCACCCCUGAGGAAGAAUAUCGCAUGAAACAAUACUACAAACAACAAGAUGCCAUACGCAAUCGUCCAAAGAUUGUAUCCCAAACUAAUUCACCCUACGAUCAGGUCCAAUACACUCCCGUUAGUUUGGAAUAUGAUGUUUCGCCCAAGACCACCACAGUUAAGCCUCGCAUUACCUUCUUUAGCCCAACUGUGGGACCAGCGACUGAUGAAGAUUACAAUACCUUGCCACCCAGGCAGCAGGCUACCACCGUGAACAACAACUUGCCAGCCAAUCAUCGUCCUUCAUAUGUGCAAAAUGAAAUUACCGAUAGUCCUGUGGAAUAUGAACCUAAUCCUUAUCAAUUGCCCUCGGAAUUGCCAUCGCUGACACCCAGCCUGCCAGGUUUGGUAAACAAUCUUAAGGAUAUGAAACAACAGCAGCAACAACAACAGCAGAAUGCCAAUGAAGAACAAACAACCGUUACACCAAGUGUGGAGCAGGACACCACCACCAGCAGGCCCACACGUCGCCCGAUACAUCGCGUAAGGAAACCAACCAAGGUCAGUAAUACUGUGGAUAAUGGUGAUAACAGCGAAACAGAAACCUUUACCCGACGACCAUUGAAUCGUGUGCGCAGACCAUUUGGCUCACGCAACACCAUUGGCUCCCAAAUUACCACCAAUUUGGAGAAUAACAACAGCAACAAUGACAACAACAAUAAUGUAGCAACCACCAGCACUACCAGACGUCCAUCGGGAUCACGUAACCCCUUGGUACGCAACCCCAACCGCAUACGUUAUCAACCCACACCAGAGGAAAGACAAACCCUGAGAAUUAAACAAAAGAAGAAGUAUGGCGGAUCCUCAAAGGUCGUCGAACAAACUGAAGAUUUGGACUAUCAACGUGAUGUGUUGAAACAAAAUUAUCCCGUUAUUAGACCAUUAAAUGGUCGCACACCCAGCAGUCCGACAGCAAGACCUAGCUCAUACGAUAUCACCACCACGGAAGCUCCCACAUCGGAAACUCAACAAGUUUACACCGUGACACCAAGCAAUCACAUUGACAAUGAUCAGGUCUUCCCUGCCGGCCUUUUGGAACCCAUGCAAAUCGCCCAACAAUAUAAUCAAUAUAAGGAUAAUUAUGGUCCAGGAUAUUUCCCCAAUCAAGAAGAUUUAAACCCCACCGAACCGGUUCGCAAUGAAAUUAAUCCCGUUUAUACAACAUAUCCGACAACAACACCAGCCCCGGUCACAGAACCACCAACUACAACAACGACCACCACUACUACAACAACAACUACUACUGAAGCUCCCGUGAUCACAACUACAAGACGUUCACCAUUCCGCAGAAAUUAUCCUAGGACAAGGCCAACAACGACGGAGGCUCCCACCACAACUACUCCAACACCGGAAGAGAGACCAUCGAUCCGCAAUCGUUUACCUCCCCGCAAAGUAAUCCGCGUACGUACCCGCACCCGUCGUCCACAACAUCCAGCCUCCACAUCAACAUCGCCCGAAGAUGAAAAUCAAGCCACUGAGGAACCCAAACAAAAUUAUCGUAAAUUGAAUCGUUUCAAUCAGGAUCUCUAUGAAAAUAAUGAGCAAACCCCCAGACGCCGUUAUAAGAAUAAAUUUCAAUUGGAGGGACAAGAGUCACAAUGGUCGCCAGCUGUAAAAGUGGGUCCGACAAAUAAUUUUAAACCCAUUCACCCCAAGAUACACAACAACAAUCGUCAUCGUUUCGAAGAUGAGCCUGAAAUUGUAACCGCCGGACCAAAUGGUGAGGGUCAGGAUAAUUAUGAGGUUAAGGUAUCCGCCAAUUUGGCACCAACCGCAAGCAGUGGCCCACUAAUGAGGGAACCAAAUUUGAAACCCGAAAAAUCCUUUGCUGAACUUCUGGAAGAAGUCAUGGGAAAGGCACCUGAAGAUAAAACUGUUGAAAGCACCACUGCCUCAUCCUCCACCUCUACGGAUGGCACCUAUUUUGAUGCCCAAAAGUCCACGAUUGCCAAUCGUCUGAAUCGACGUGGUAAAUGGAAGAAGACUCGUGUUGUGGCCACCUCCAGUAAUACUAAUGGAGAAAGUUUCGAAACGGCUGAAUCUCAAAAUCUAGGCUCCCAACUCUUGAAUACCUUGCAUACCAAGGAUAAGGCCAGUGUGGACAUGAUUAAGGACUGGAAGACCACCACACCCAUGACAACUGCUGCUGAAAUCAAUGCCAUGUAUAAUUCUGACACCACCACACCCAUACCCAUGGGUUCCAUGGAAGAUGAAUAUGCUAUGACCACCACCAAACCUGAAAUGGCUACCACAUUUGCACCCACCAUGCCAAUGAAUUCCCCCGUUGAAGAUAUGGCUGGUAUGAUGACCGAAAAGUCGGUCAACAAUGGCGAAGAAGAAAGUGCCACACGACGCAUGGAUGAUGCAGCCAUGGAAGAAGAUUUGGAGAUCCAACCCAGUCUCUUCUCGGAAGUCAAGAAACAAUUACAUGAACUCUUCUCGAUUGAGGAUACCGGAGAUGAUACUGCCGUGACAGCUGCCUUGGCUGCUGUGGGUAAACGCCGCCAGGAGUAUACGAAUAUUAAGAGGCCUAAAGUUGAGACCACAACAUUUGCACCACAGCCGGAUUUCACAGAACCCAUGACACCGGAAGAUAAAAUAGCCUUCCAUCGAGAGCUAAUGAAACAUGUGGUAUAUGCCACAUCAGCGCCGGCCAAAGAACAAGAGGAACAGACAUCCGAAGCGGAAAUCUGUUAUAGAGGGCGCUGUAUAAAAUCCGAUGAUUUGCCAGCGAAUCAUAAAUUAAAUUAA
This is a messenger RNA of Musca vetustissima, 4988 nucleotides long. RefSeq names its product mucin-2. The coding region runs from base 69 to 4988 and encodes 1639 amino acids. The transcript has 5 exons. The record is from RefSeq and is a predicted model, not a curated record. Lineage: Eukaryota; Metazoa; Arthropoda; Insecta; Diptera; Muscidae.